This is a messenger RNA of Nerophis lumbriciformis (worm pipefish), 1523 nucleotides long. Its product is annotated as bMERB domain-containing protein 1-like. NCBI's taxonomy places the organism in Eukaryota, Metazoa, Chordata, Actinopteri, Syngnathiformes, Syngnathidae. The record is from RefSeq and is a predicted model, not a curated record.
GGUUUUCUUGUGUAGUUCCCUUUGCUUCCUUGCAGUGGCGUGUAACGACCACCAGAUAGCAGCAUUUCUCCGGUGCCGUGACCAGCUUGAUUGACAAGGAGUUUUCUGUCCAGAGCAUGCGGAGAGGAUCUCGCCCUCGUACCUCUGCAGAGAGGAGGAGCUGGUGGAGAGAGCAGCAGCCGGAAUGAUGGAGAUGAAGAGAGAAUCUUUCCAUCAGUAUGGAUCCCUGGAGCGCACGCCGUGGAGCAGAGACAACAACAAAGCAGAGGACGACGUGGUGUCCAUGGCAGACUCCAGCCUCACUGCAGACGAUAUUGAGGGCGAACUCUUCAAGAUCGAGAGGAUUCGAGAUGUUCUGGUCCGCAGGGAGUCAGAGCUCAGAUACAUGAUGGAUGACAUUCAGCUGUGCAAGGAGAUUACUCGACUCAAAAAGGAGCUGCACAAAUUAGUGUCCCUGCCAGAUAAGGACAAGUCCAAGGAGGACCGGCAAAAGGAAGAGGAACUUCUGCAGCAAAUCCACAAACUGGUGGAAACCAGAGAUUUCCUUGUGGAUGAUGUUGAGUUUGAAAGACUCCGGGAGAAGGAAGAAGAUAAAGAAAUGGCUGACUUUCUGAGGUCGAAAUUUCCAAGACACCUGCAGAAAACAGGUGUGCCAACAAGGCGAGUAGCACCCAGGGCCCAGCAGAACUCCUCUCCCUUCGCCAAAACGGGCCUCACCCUGCUGAAGGAGUGCUGCGGCUUCACGUGCUCCGUCAUGUAGCUUCCGUUCUUGCCAAUUUAAACGUCCGCGUGUAAGAGCUCCAUUUCAAGUCCAAGUGUAAAAAGAAGCCAACGGAAUCAUAUCCUUCAGCGUGUUAAGCGGCGGGCUGGUCUGUAGAGUGGAUUCCGCGGAAGGUUGUUCCGUGAGGUUGUCCAGCGGGCCGCUGGCUCACAUGCUUCUUGUGACCAAUCAAACUACAGAUACACAUCUGUGUUGCCAAGAAGAAUAGUUUCCAUGGCAACCUCAUGUAACCCCCCCAUACAUUUACAAUGUAGAGAUUCACAGGAUGAUACUGUGUGUAUGUCUGCAUGCAGGGAAUGAUAUUGCGCUUAUCUCUUUGGUAAUGUUUUGAGGUUUAAAAAAAAAGAAAUACUGCUAUUACUGACGCAUACAUGAUCAGAUGUACUGUAGCUGUUCCAUCCCCAGAUCUUUUAUUUACCUCAUAAAUGCUUUGGCUCACCAUCAUUUGUAGAAAACAGGAAUAUUUAAAUAGCAUGUACAUCGUCGCUUGCGUAGCUCAUGUUAUUGUCCUUUUUGUUAAGCAAAAAUUUGUUUUUAUUUUCGCCGUUUUAGUGGUCGACAACAUUGUCGUCAUAUGUCAUCCUCCACGAACCGAGAAGUGGCCUGCUUACAUUUGGAUGGACAAAAAGCAACAAAAAAAAGUGUGUGUGUAUUGUGAGUGAAAUAGUUGCCCUUUUGCGCCAGUUUAAUCACAAUUAAAGUGUCGCGCUGAACGUGCACAAAACCGGGAAUAAAAAGAAAA